Messenger RNA from Laetiporus sulphureus 93-53, 855 nucleotides. RefSeq lists its product as uncharacterized. The record is from RefSeq and is a predicted model, not a curated record. The transcript has 3 exons. Bases 1 to 855 code for a protein of 284 amino acids. Lineage: Eukaryota; Fungi; Basidiomycota; Agaricomycetes; Polyporales; Laetiporaceae.
AUGGCAGUAGAAACACAAGACCAGCUAAAAACUGCAAGAGCGCAAAUCGGCACCCUCUCUGCCAAUGCUGAAAGGCUCGCUCGAAGCAACACCACACUGGCAGCUGAAGCUCAAGCAAUCUGCAAGGACUUCGAAGAUUACAAGGUUGAAGUAAAGGGCCAGACAGAUGCUCUUUAUGCAAGCAUGGUCGCCCUGAAGGAGGCUCAGGAAAAGACCACCACCUACAUCGCCAACGCACACCUGGAAGGAGGAGCUGCUUUAUACAUGAAAGAGUACGCAAUCAAGCUCUCCUCCGGGCAACCCAUUGGCACAUGGGCAGAGUAUACAAGGAAAUUGGAAAUGGCUUACAAAAUGCUUGACCCUAAGCGCACCACCCAAGCACAACUAGAUGUGCACUGUGCAAUACAUCACAAGACAAUGAUCACAUUCGCAGAAAACUUCAGGGCCUACGCACCUGAAUCAGGAUAUUCUGAUGAAGACUUGAUCGUCAAAAUCAGUGAACAACGGUCAUCGCACAUACAAAUGGUAAUGUCAGUGACAGAGACACUAGAUCCAGGCAAGAUCCCCAUGGAUUGGAUGGGUUAUCUCGAAUUCUGUCUAGAAAUUGAGAUCAAACAUCUCCAGCAGCUCUCAGGCAGCAAGCCCACUGGACAAACAACUGGAACAUUGGAACAAGCAAUUGCUGCACUUCGUGGGAUGAGUACCACCUCAACUACUCCACCCUCCAGCAAAGGCAAGGGCAAAGCGAAGGGCACAGAUGCAGCAUCAACGGCAUCAGCAUCCACGGUCAAGGACACCAAUGCAAGAAUCAUCGAGAUGGAUAAAUUCUCAGAGGAUUUUCAGUACGAAGUGUAG